AUGCAGGAUACUCAGUCGGCCACCCAGCAAGCUCAACAAGCGGCCGCCGGGAGACGUUUCUCAGCUCAUGUCUCGAAGCCUUCCACCACCGACACGGGAUUCUCUCAUGGAGCAUACUCGUCCAACCAAAACCACAAUGCGUUGACGGUGGGUGGAUAUGGGGAUAGACAUCCACGAAGAGUCAACGUUCCUGCAAUCAACACUCAGCCGAUGGCUCAAAAUGGUCAACCGGAGAUGGUUACACCUGGCACUGGCUUCGAUAUGCAGUUCACCCCCUUGCUGCCAUCGCAAUUGCUCCUCGGUUCUCCUUUCCAACCGGGUACUCCCGGUACCUUUGCGAGCCCACAGUUCCAAAAUUACGCCGCGUUCCAACAGCAAAACGGCCAGGCAACCAGCCCGAUCCAGCAACUCUCUCCCCAGAUUUACCAGUCUCUGGUCUCUCCCUCCGCUUAUGGCGCGCCUCAAUUCUUCACCGCUACGUCACCAAUGUCUGCCAUCUCUGCUCAGGGUUCCUUGACCAGUCAAUUGCAGGCCAUGUCAAUGAACCACCCAACCUCGCCAGGUGGGAUGUCCAUGUCUGGAGCAAUGUCUCCGGGUGGUCUCGGUUCUGGCACUAGCAGAACCGUCUACCUCGGCAAUAUCCCACCAGAGACAUCUGCAGAGGAGAUUUUGGGUCACGUUAGGAGUGGUCAAAUUGAGUCCGUCCGGCUUUUGCCAGACAAGAACUGUGCUUUCAUUUCUUUCUUGGAUGGAAGUUCUGCCACUCACUUCCACUCCGAUGCUAUCUUGAAGAAGCUUUCCAUUCGUGGACAGGAUAUCAAGGUUGGGUGGGGAAAACCAUCCCAGGUCCCUACCUCCGUUGCUCUUGCUGUUCAGCAAUCGGGUGCUUCCCGAAACGUGUACUUGGGUAACCUUGAGGAGAACGUAACGGAGGAGGAGCUUCGUGAGGAUUUGACCAAGUUUGGUCCUAUUGAUACCGUGAAAAUCGUCCGUGAAAAGGCCAUUGGAUUUGUUCACUUCCUGUCCAUCGGUAAUGCCAUCAAGGCCGUCUCCCAAUUGCCCCAAGAGCCAAAGUACCAAUCUCCCCGCCGUGUCUACUACGGAAAGGAUCGAUGUGCUUAUGUCUCCAAGACUCAACAGCAGAACGCUGCUCAAUACCUUGGUAUCGCUCCUGGAUACGCCCAUGUCCUCAAUGGAGCUGAUCGUGACUUGAUCUCCAACGCUUUGGCUCAACAAUCCGUUGCUGCUGCCGCCGUUGCCACUACCGCUGGAGGAAUUAAUAACCUUGGCAACCGAACCGUUUACUUGGGAAACAUUCAUCCCGAAACUACCAUUGAAGAAAUUUGUAAUGUUGUCAGAGGUGGACUUUUACACCACAUUCGAUAUAUACCCGACAAGCACAUCUGCUUCGUCACCUUUAUUGACCCGACUUCCGCGGCUUCUUUCUACGCCUUGAGCAAUUUACAAGGUUUAAUGAUUCACAACCGGAGGUUGAAGAUUGGAUGGGGUAAGCAUUCCGGAGCACUUCCUGCUGCCAUUGCUCUUGCCGUCAGUGGUGGUGCCUCUCGCAAUGUCUACGUUGGAAACUUGGACGAGUCGUUUAGCGAAGAGAGAUUGAGGCAAGACUUUUCCGAGUUCGGUGAGAUUGAGCUUGUCAACACUCUUCGAGAGAAGAGUUGUGCCUUUGUCAACUUCACCAACAUUGCCAACGCCAUCAAGGCAAUUGAGGCUAUCCGUGGUAAGGAGGAGUACCGUCGAUUCAAGGUCAACUUUGGCAAGGAUCGUUGUGGAAACCCACCUCGUCAGGUCCAAGGUCAGGCAAAUGCCACAUCCCCUCGCGGUGAUGGUGUCGCCUCUCCAUCCCCAGGAGGAUUUCAACCAAGUCAAAAUGGUUCUUCUCCCACUGGAUCUGUAGCUCCACCCUCGGCCACUGGACCGGGUCCCAACUUCAAUUUUGCUCCAACCCCUUCUACCAUUCUCAACGCUGGUAGCAACAACCCUCUCACCAUGUACCUUAACCAAGUGUCCCAACAAGCUCACACUCAGCAACAGCAAAACCUUGACCCCUUCUCGGUUGCUCAACUUCAGCAACAGCAACAACAGGUUCUUGCCGCUCAACAGGCUGCACUUUAUGGUAGUAGCAGCUCUCCAGUGAGCAUCGGUGAUCAUGACCUUCCUCAACAACAGAGCCAAGGUGGUCAUCAACAGAGUGCUAGCAUCAGUGGGUUGAACGGGUUCCAAGCUCCAUCCAACAGUGGUUCCACCACUAUGAAUGGAUUGCUUGCCCCUGGUCGUAGUCAACAUAGCCGUGCUGCCAGCUUGCCAGUCUUUGGUCAACCACAACAGAAUGGUUCUGCUUUCCAAGAGCCAACCAGUGCGACCGCUGAGAGACGUGGUCACCAAUACCAGUCUUCGUUCUCGAGUGGAAUUGGUAACGGGUUUGGAAAUGGAUUUGGAGAGAUGAACAAUGGGUUGAAUGGUUGGGCUGAGGAGGAGAUUGUUGGAAACUGA
This is a messenger RNA of Hymenoscyphus albidus, 2511 nucleotides long. Lineage: Eukaryota; Fungi; Ascomycota; Leotiomycetes; Helotiales; Helotiaceae. The record is from the annotation of a GenBank genome assembly.